AGGCGGCGGUGGCUGCGGCGGCGGCGGCAGGGCUGGGGGCGGCGAGUGGCCCGCGCGACACGCGCCGGCCCCGACUCUAUGCAGUGACUCGCGCGGCGCAGGCGCCUCCUGCCCCGCCGGCGGGGCCCGGGCUUCCCGCUGCGGGAUGUUCUCCCGAAGGAGCCACGGGGAUGUGAAGAAGUCCAUCCAGAAGGUGCUGGACCCGAAGAAGGACGUGCUGACCCGCCUGAAGCACCUGCGGGCGCUGCUGGAUAAUGUGGAUGCAAGUGAUCUUAAGCAGUUUUUUGAGGCCAACUAUUCUCAGAUAUAUUUCAUCUUCUAUGAAAAUUUUAUAACACUGGAAAAUAGUUUGAAAUUAAAAGGGAAUAAUAAGUCACAAAGGGAGGAGCUGGACUCCAUCCUCUUUCUUUUUGAAAAAAUACUGCAGUUUCUACCUGAACGAAUUUUCUUUCGAUGGCAUUACCAGAGUAUAGGUUCAACUUUAAAAAAGCUUCUACACACUGGAAAUUCUAUUAAGAUAAGAUGUGAAGGAAUCAGGCUGUUUCUUUUGUGGCUUCAAGCACUUCAGACAAACUGUGCAGAAGAGCAGGUGCUGAUUUUUGCUUGCCUCGUACCUGGUUUCCCAGCGGUCAUGUCGUCCAGGGGGCCCUGCACACUGGAGACGCUCAUCAAUCCUAGCCCUAGUGUAGCUGAUGCAAAGGUUUAUCCAGAAGAAAUCACUCCACUCUUGCCAGCCAUAUCAGGGGAGAAGAUUGCUGAGGACCAAACCUGCUUUUUUCUUCAAAUACUUUUGAAGUAUAUGGUUAUUCAGGCUGCAAGCUUGGAGUGGAAGAAUAAGGAGAAUCGAGAUACUGGUUUUAAAUUUCUUUUUACAUUGUUUCGAAAGUAUUAUCUUCCUCAUUUAUUUCCAUCAUUUACUAAGUUAACAAACAUCUACAAACCUGUGCUUGACAUCCCUCAUUUGAGACCAAAGCCAGCAUACAUUACUACAAUUCGAGACAAUGAAAACAUUUACAGCACAAAAAUUCCCUACAUGGCAGCUCGUGUUGUUUUUAUUAAGUGGAUUGUAACUUUCUUUUUGGAAAAGAAACUAACUACAACACAAAACACUAAAAAUGGAGUUGAUGUAUUGCCUAAAAUCAUCCAGUCUGUUGGAGGUGGUGUCGUGCAAGAGAGGGCACCGGAAUUGGAUGGCGGUGGGCCCGCAGAGCAGGACAAAAACCAUUCUAACAGCAGCACCUUGUCCGACAGAAGACUCAGCAAUUCCAGUCUCUGUAGCAUUGAAGAAGAGCACCGAACGGUGUAUGAAAUGGUGCAGCGGAUUCUCUUGUCAACACGAGGUUACAUCAAUUUUGUGAAUGAAGUAUUUCACCAGGCGUUUUUGUUGCCUUCCUGUGAGAUAGCUGUAACAAGAAGAGUAGUUCAAGUGUACAGAAAGUGGAUCCUCCAGGACAAACCUGUCUUCAUGGAGGAACCAGAUAAAAAAGAUGCUGUCCAAGAAGAUGCUGAAAAAUUAGGAUUUUCAGAGACGGAUAGCAAGGAGGCCUCAUCUGAAAGUUCUGGUCAUAAGCGAUCUUCCAGUUGGGGACGCACGUACUCCUUCACAAGUGCAAUGAGCAGAGGGUGUGUGACAGAGGAGGACAAUACGAAUGUGAAAGCUGGAGCCCAGGCUCUGAUGCAGGUAUUUUUGACGAACUCUGCAAACGUCUUUUUAUUGGAACCAUGUGCUGAAGUUCCCAUGCUCUUGAAAGAGCAAGUUGAUGCUUGUAAAGCUGUUUUGAUUAUUUUUAGGCGCAUGAUAAUGGAGCUUACGAUGAAUAAAAAGACAUGGGAACAGAUGUUGCAAAUACUACUCAGGAUAACAGAAGCUGUCAUGCAGAAGCCAAAGGAUAAACAAAUAAAGGACUUGUUUGCCCAGAGCUUGGCAGGGUUACUAUUUAGGACACUCAUCGUGGCUUGGAUCCGAGCAAACCUCUAUGUGUACAUUUCUCGAGAGCUCUGGGAUGACUUUCUCGGUGUGCUGUCCUCCCUCACGGAGUGGGAAGAACUCAUCAAUGAGUGGGCCAGCAUCAUGGACUCCUUGACAGCAGUGCUCGCAAGAACUGUUUAUGGUGUGGAGAUGACAAACCUACCUCUGGAUAAAUUAAGUGAACAAAAAGAAAAGAAGCAACGAGGCAAAGGCUGUGUCCUAGAUUCUCAGAAAGGAACCACUGUGGGGAGAUCCUUUUCUCUCAGCUGGCGGAGCCACCCGGAUGUGACCGAGCCAAUGCGAUUUAGGAGUGCCACCACGUCUGGAGCACCGGGGGUUGAGAAGGCAAGAAAUAUCGUUCGCCAAAAAGCAACUGAAGUGGAAGAGUGUCAGCAGUUGGAAAAUGCACCUGCAGCUGGAUCUGGUCAUCUCAUGGUGGGACAGCCCCAACAGGUCCUUCGGAGCAGCAGCACAUCUGACAUCACUGAGCCACUGUGCUCAGAUUCUUCUCAGGGUCAAAAGGUAGAAAAUGUACAGAAUUUGAGUUCUUCAGAGCCGAAGCCUAUUCAGGAGAAUAAAGGACCUGUGAAGAGAGAACAUGAAGGAAUACCAAUCUUAGUUCGAAGAAGCAGCAGCCCUGCUGAGUUGGAUUUGAAAGAUGAUUUACAGCAGAUGCAAGGAAAAUGUGGGGAAAGACAAAAGAGUGAAAGUACCAGCAGUGACACAGGUCUGGGCUAUAACAACGAGGCAGAGCUAUCCGUGAGCCCAUGGCAGACCUGUGAGGAAGACCAAGAGCUGAAUACUCCCACAGAUGUUGUGGCUGACUCUGAUGCUCGCCAUUGGUUACAGCUGAGUCCCACUGAUGCUUCAAAUUUAACAGAUAGCAGUGAAUGCCUCGCAGAUGACUGUAGCAUUAUUGCUGGAGGGAGCCUUGCUGGUUGGCACCCAGACUCUGCUGCUGUGUUAUGGCGAAGAGUGUUGGGAAUCCUGGGAGAUGUGAAUAAUAUCCAGUCACCCAAGAUCCAUGCCAAAGUCUUCGGCUACCUCUAUGAACUCUGGUACAAACUAGCAAAGAUCCGGGACAAUCUAGCAAUAAGCCUGGACAACCAGUCUUCCCCGUCUCCUCCCGUCUUGAUCCCACCACUCAGAAUGUUUGCAUCAUGGCUAUUUAAGGCAACGACAUUGCCAAAUGAAUAUAAGGAAGGCAAACUGCAAGCCUACAGGCUGAUCUGUGCCAUGAUGACCAGACGCCAGGACGUUCUGCCAAACUCGGAUUUCCUGGUGCAUUUUUACCUUGUGAUGCACUUGGGAUUAACCAGCGAGGAUCAGGAUAUCUUAAAUACCAUUAUAAGACACUGUCCACCCCGCUUUUUCUCCCUGGGCUUGCCUGGCUUCUCAAUGCUGGUGGGGGACUUCAUCACGGCCGCUGCCAGGGUCCUCAGUACAGACAUGUUGACGGCGCCUCGUUCAGAAGCUCUCACUAUCCUCGGUUCUCUUGUCUGCUUUCCAAAUACCUACCGGGAGAUCCCUCUGUUGCGGUCAGUGCCGGAAGUGAAGGAGGUCCUUACAGGGACUGAAGAUGUCAAGCAUUACCUCAUAAAUAUUUUGCUGAAGAAUGCCGCAGAGGAACCAAAUGAAUGUGCAAGGUGCAUUGCUAUUUGCUCCCUUGGGGUCUGGAUAUGUGAAGAGCUCGUGCAGUGUACAAGCCAUCCUCAGGUGAAAGAGGCCAUCAAUGUGAUAGGUGUAACUCUAAAGUUUUCUAACAAAACCGUCGCUCAGGUAGCUUGUGAUAUUCUUCAGUUGCUGGUUUCCUACUGGGAAAAGCUUCAGAUGUUUGAAACCUCUCUGCCUCGGAAAAUGGCAGAAAUCCUGGUGGCCACAAUUGCUUUUCUUUUACCAAGUGCAGAGUACUCCUCGGUGGAAACAGACAAGAAGUUCAUUGUGUCCUUGCUCCUCUGCCUCUUGGACUGGUGCAUGGCAUUGCCGGUGAACACCCUUCUCCACCCGGUGUCCACAGUGGUCCUGGAGGAGCAGCACUCAUCCAGAGCUCCCUUGCUGGAUUAUAUCUACAGGGUUCUACACUGCUGUGUUUGUGGCUCCAGCACGUACACCCAACAGAGUCACUACACCCUGACGCUGGCUGACUUGUCAUCCACGGAUUACGACCCCUUCCUACCACUGGCAAAUGUGAAGAGUUCUGAGCCAGUACAGUAUCAUUCAUCAGCAGAAUUGAGUAACCUGCUGACUGUUGAAGAGGAGAAGAAGAGAAGAAGUUUGGAGUUGAUCCCUCUGACUGCCCGAAUGGUAAUGGCCCACCUGGUGAACCACCUGGGGCACUACCCCCUCAGCGGGGGCCCUGCCAUGCUGCACAGCCUUGUCAGCGAGAACCAUGAUAAUGCCCAUGUGGAAGGUUCUGAGCUGUCCUCCGAGGUGUUCAGGAGCCCGAACCUGCAGCUGUUUGUCUUUAAUGAUAGCACCCUUAUCUCCUACCUUCAGACGCCCACGGAAGGACCAGCAGGCAGAUCACCAGUGGGCGCCCUCUCCGAUGUGAGAGUGAUCGUGAGGGAUAUCUCAGGGAAGUAUUCUUGGGAUGGUAAGGUUUUAUAUGGACCUUUGGAAGGCUGCUUCACACCCAGUGGAAGAAAUCUUUCAUUUCUGAUUUCGGGCUGGCAUAAUCACACAGUUGGAGCUCAGAAAGAUUUUUCUCAAAUUGAGGAGGGAGAUGAUGUCCUUGACAAAUUACUUGAAAACAUUGGCCACACAAGUCCUGAAUGCCUUUUACCAUCACAGCUAAAUCUAAAUGAGCCUUCCCCACCCCCACGUGGAAUGAACUGUGACCAAGAGAAGGAAAUCAUUGAGGUCAUUUUGCGCCAAAGUGCUCAGGAAGAUGAGUACGUCCAGAGAUGUAACUCUGAUUCUUCAAUGAAAGUCACCAGCCAAGGGCAGCCCUCACCAGUGGAGCCCCAAGGACCCUUUUAUUUCUGCAGGUUGUUGCUCGAUGACUUGGGAAUGAAUUCAUGGGACAGAAGGAAGAAUUUUCAUCUGUUGAAGAAGAAUUCAAAAUUAUUGAGAGAGCUAAAACAUCUGGACUCCCGUCAGUGCCGUGAGACACACAAAAUCGCAGUGUUUUAUAUUGCGGAAGGUCAAGAAGACAAGUGUUCAAUCCUCUCCAAUGAAAGAGGAAGCCAAGCAUAUGAAGAUUUUGUUGCUGGACUUGGAUGGGAGGUGGAUCUCUCAACCCACUGUGGGUUCAUGGGUGGCCUUCAGCGCAAUGGCAGCACUGGGCAGACGGCCCCUUACUACGCUACCUCGACCGUGGAAGUGAUUUUCCACGUUUCUACUCGGAUGCCAUCAGACUCAGAUGACUCACUCACCAAAAAGCUCCGUCACUUGGGGAAUGACGAGGUCCACAUCGUCUGGUCUGAACACUCCAGGGACUACCGCAGGGGUAUUAUCCCAACUGCCUUUGGAGACGUUUCAAUCAUUAUUUACCCAAUGAAGAAUCACAUGUUCUUUAUCGCGAUAACGAAGAAACCUGAGGUUCCGUUUUUUGGGCCUCUGUUUGAUGGAGCCAUAGUGAGUGGGAAGCUGCUGCCAAGCCUUAUAUGUGCCACUUGCAUCAAUGCCAGCAGGGCUGUGAAGUGCCUCAUCCCGCUCUACCAGAGCUUCUAUGAAGAGCGAGCUCUGUACCUCGAAGCAAUAAUUCAGAACCACCGUGAAGUAAUGACAUUUGAGGAUUUCGCAGCCCAGGUCUUUUCUCCUUCUCCCAGUUACUCCCUCAGUGGAAUGGAUUAAAAUCCACAAAGGUCUCAUUACAAUAUCUGAGCAAGGGCCCCUGGCCUCCAGCCCGAGUGCCAACCGCAAGAAGCCCCUUGGUAAGGAGGAGACAGAUCAGACUCUCCCGCCCUCCCCCGAGCCUGUAAACCCGAGACUCUAGGAAACUUCAUCGCUGUGCUAGUGUCCUCAGCAAGUCUUCCCAGUAAUGAACUUCUGAAGUCAAAGGUGAAUUCCACUAAAAUGUUUCAGAUGGGACUUUCAAACUAGGCUGCGCCAUCUUGUCCUGAAACCUCACAAACCUUCAGCUUCCAAAGAAGAAAAGAAGUCACCAAUAACAAGAAGCAAACUCGCUGUCACAUGGGCACUGGUGUGGCUGCUCCGGACAGAGCCCAGCAGGAAAAGAUUCUGCGUUUUCAGGGAGGGCGAGGAGGGCAGGUGAUUUCUGUACCCCAAGUUGUCUUCUCUCGUUUAUAAACCCAAGUAUGAUUUGCAGAGGGGCUGGCAAACAACUGUUUAAUUGUUUGAGGAAUUUUCUCUGCAUUGAUUUCGCUACUUAUGUUAGGAUUUAUGCUUUACUCAAAAAUUUCAUCAUCACGGAAAUUGGCUUUCCCCAGGGUCUUUUGCCCGGGAGAACUUUUUCCUCAGUUGUUGAGUGUUUUCCACCUGGUGCCUGAUGCCCACUGAGAAGAGGUUCUCCUGACCACCCAGAGGCCCUCCAGGUCACAACAGUGACACUCCCACCCCAGAACACUUAGAAGAUUCUAGCAAACAAGGUCCUGUCCUUGUAGGGGUUCCUGCAGGACAAGAAGUGUCCCAAGGCUCGAAACAGCACAGCACCGUAUCAACACGAAGGGCGUGCACCAGCUUCAGGUGCUAGGUGGGCUGUGGUGGGCACCCCCGGAACGUCCUCAUGCCUCCAGAAGCUUCACCCUGCAAUCUCGCUCCUGUCUAUUGCUCAGAGAGGGCCAAGAUGAGCCUUAGAAUGUUUCUUGUCACACAAUUUCAAGCAAGGGAUUUGAUCGUUAUUUUUUACCAGUUUGGCUCCAAGGAAGGCAUAUUGGGCCUGUUUUUUUUAAAAUAAGAAAGAAGGAAAGAAAAGAGAAAGAAUGACAAGCCCUGACUUCUGUCUGGGCUGGCCCAGCCCCCUUGCUGGGAGACUCUGGUGGGCCCUACCCGGCCAGCAGCAGAGAAGUGGGUCAGCAGGGAGAGCUGUUUAGCACAGGCCUCCGCUGCUCUCCUGGCCCUUGACCUGUCUCAGAGCUACAGGUUUGCUCCACCCCCGACGUCACCUCGGAGGUAAACCCAAGAAAUUCGUGGAGUCCCUCCCCACUGCACAGUCUUUGUUCUCGUGAGACCGUUUCACAAUGCACGUGCCCUGAGAGACCCCUUCACUCACAACACAACAGCGCGUGAAACACAGCGACUAGCUAAAGGCUUAAGAUGCAGAGCCUUUGCACCUUCCUCUCCCCUCUGCCCUCUGCCCUCUGCCCUCUGCUCUUGCAGACACCGUGUGCCACCCGCAGCCUGCGUGGUCACCAAGGGUCUGGAGAAGCCCUGCGAGCCUGCUCACCCCAUUGAGCGGCCUUCUUCACUGAGGAGCCGUCGGGUUGGUUUGGCAGGUACCUGGCCUUUGUGGGGAAAAUAGCAGACCCAGACGCCAGACUCACUCUUGGGCCAAGUGAGAAAGGGCGGAGACAGCCAUUGCUGUCGGAAGGGUAGACCUUCUAAUUCUAGAGAGAAUUUGUCUGUCUGCUUUAUAGGGGAUCACAGGGAGGGUUUGAAGCCCACCAGGCAGAAGCAACUUGAGAACUAUCUGAACAUAAGAGAACGAGGGCCGUUCCAAAGCAGGAGUAAGCUUUAAUCGUUUCGGGCUGUUUCGUAAAGGGCCCAGUGUGUUCACUUAUUGCUUACUGGCUACAUAAAGGGUUUCCAGGAGUCAUGGCAUUUUCUGUGGUGUCAGCAAAUGCCACGAUUCUUAUUCUCCCCCACCCCCAUUUUCUUUUAAUGAUUUGAGCUCUCUGGCCAGCGUGGUCUGGCCAGUGUCACUCAUACUUGAGAGUGUUGUUGAGCUGCUUCGUUUCAUGUUUACAAAGCACCCAGAUCAUCGUUCCUGCAGGAAAGUGUGUCACAUGUCCUGGGCUCCAGAGUCCCCUGUAGGUCUCUAGCAACACGUGGCUUCUGAGAGAACAUUACGUCUAAGAGCAUAACCCCUGUUACAGAAUUCCUGGCUUUAGCAGGAGAGAGUGUCAGGAUUGGGAAGUCCCAUUUAACUCUUACGGACUUCUGCUCCGUGAUUUCAUUUUGCCUCCAAGAUCCUGACCUUGGAGCGGGAAAUUCAUUGUAGGUAGCACAUAACUCUACCUUCAUAUGAUCCCUGGUGAUUUUAACAGCCCCAUGACCCCAGAUUACAGCCAGCAGUUCUGUGGCUGGAGUCUUUUUGAGACCCACGUUCUCAGUAACAGCUCUGGUUUGGAGGUUCGGAGCCCGGCAGCAGGGAAUCUGGCAACCAUGUUUGCUUGUGAUCACAUGGACUUGAGUCAUUUUUGUUAUUUGGGGUGGAAAAUUGAAACAAUUUAAGGUUUUUUUUUUCUUUCUUAGAAAAGCAAAUAAUUGUGUUUUUGCAAUAAAUGCCUUUCAGCAAAAUUGUGGAGGGUCAUUCAUCCGGUAGGGACCCACCUGCGGCACAGCGCUGACUCAUCACAGUAGUAUGACUAGGUCACCCUUCUGUAAACAAAGGUGGCACAGAUUGGCCCAAAGGUGAUAAGACUCACUGGCCUCAGGCAGGACCAGUCCAGUUCCCUUACUUCUCUGCACACCGGUUGCCAGAUUUCCAUCUAAAGCAAAGCUGAUGUUUGAAUAGGUUUUUGGACUUUAAAAAAUAGUAAUUUCACAAAAUGAUGACUUUUUAAAAAUAGUCAAGCCUUCAGCAGACAGAAGCAAGGAAAUUUAGCCUGGGUGAAUGACUGUCAAAAGUGUCUUCAGCAGUUAAGUCUGCGGCUCCUAAAAGCCACAGGUUGUCGGGGGUGGGGGGGUGACCCUUGACUUUGUGAUGUGAGUCGAUUGAUCAGACCCUUAGCCUUACCAGUGAGAUCACGCAGAUCCAAGAGCCAUGCACACCCAGUCUUCCUGACCUUCCUCGGCUGGUACCGCCUGUGCUCCGCUGACCUGUUGUAUGUGCAUCAUGUGGAGGUUUGAUGAAUCCUUUGAAACUUCCUGUGAUGUUGUAUAUGUCACUGUGUUACAUUUAUCAAUAUAUCUACUGAAGGGGAAUCUGCAUCUGAAGGGAAACUCAACGUGAAACAACCGUGGUUUUAGUUGCACUCAUUCUCUAUGUAUGACAUACACAUGAAGUGAAUGUUUUCUUACGUUUUCAGGUCUACAGUGUUUAGUAAAUGUAAAUACGGAAAAAAUUUGAUAAAUAUGGUAAAUUAAGUUAUAGUAUGUCAUUUGAUUCUUAUUUUGCUAUCUCUUAUUUAAUUUCCCUGAGGCUCCACCUCUAGGUUCAUUCUUAGGCGGUAGAGACCUUCCCGUGUAACCCACCAUUGCAGCUGUGUACGUGUGCACCAAGGCACACGGCAGCAAAUGCAGCCACGCCGGGAAAGCACACGGCUCAGCCAACAGCCACACUUGACUUUGCAGUUAACCUUCUUUUCCUCUUUAACUCUGACUUACUGUGAUGAUUUAAUAAAGUGGAAACACAGCACUUAGGUGCUAUAUGUUUCUUUCAUUCUCAUUAUAGUUUGUAGGAAAAUAAAGUUUAUCCUGGUGUCUAAUAAAAA
Lemur catta (Ring-tailed lemur) is the source of this 9525-nucleotide messenger RNA. RefSeq names its product Ral GTPase activating protein catalytic subunit alpha 2 (gene RALGAPA2). The record is from RefSeq and is a predicted model, not a curated record. Lineage: Eukaryota; Metazoa; Chordata; Mammalia; Primates; Lemuridae. Gene Ontology annotation, biological process: positive regulation of GTPase activity; regulation of small GTPase mediated signal transduction. Gene Ontology annotation, molecular function: GTPase activator activity. The transcript has 40 exons. Bases 146 to 5764 code for a protein of 1872 amino acids. Gene Ontology annotation, cellular component: nucleus; cytoplasm.